AUGGCGGGUGCCUCGAGUAACGGUCCUAUUGCCGCUCAAGGCACCCCAAAAUCCUCAACCAAUGGCUCUUCCCGAAAAUCUCCCUCGCAAGGACAAUCGAGUAGUACUCCGACGACUCGAAUGAAGGCUGGAGGAGGAGGAGGAGGGGGAGGAGGAGGAGGAGGCGGUAGCGGUAGCGGCGGCGGAAUGGCGUCUACCAUGAUCCCCCCGAGUCAAGGGGUUCCGCUCAGUACUAGGAGAGCAGCGGGACUCGACAUGAGCUCUGUCGAACAUCGCCAAAUUCCCUCUACCAAGGAACAACCCAAGAAAAAUCGACCUCACGGAAUAACCGAGGCUCCUACAUAUCGACCGACUGAGGAGGAAUUUAAGGACCCGUUUAAGUACGUUCAGAGCAUCUCUGAGGAGGGCCGGAAAUAUGGCAUCGUCAAAAUCAUCCCUCCGGACACGUGGAAUCCACCGUUUUGUAUCGAUACAGAGCGAUUUCAUUUCAAGACUCGACGACAGGAACUCAACAGUGUUGAAGGAGGGACUCGAGCCAAUCUUAACUAUCUCGAUCAACUCAAUAAGUUUCACUCACAACACGGAAUGACCCUCAAUCGCUAUCCCAGUGUGGAUAAGCGACCUUUAGAUCUCUAUAGGUUAAAAAAGGCUGUCGACAUUCGGGGAGGAUUCGACAAAGUUUGUAAAGGCAAAAAAUGGGCCGAAAUUGGGCGCGACCUAGGGUAUAGCGGGAAGAUAAUGUCUUCGCUCUCGACAUCACUCAAGAACUCAUACCAAAAAUAUCUUCAUCCGUAUGAGGAGUAUGUUAAGACUGCUAAGCCCGGCGUGCAGCAACAAUUGGAAGCUGAGUAUGGUGGGCCACUGACCCCUUCUCCUGCCGGUAGUCCCGCAGGAAAAAUGGCGAAGAACUUUAUGAAGUCACCAGGCGGCAUCCAAGAGUCACCAUUGGCACGUACUGCCUUUGCCCUCAAUUCUUCCGGGAUGCGGGAGAAGCCGGUCGACUCGGAUAAUGACUCUCCGAUGCCCGAUGCGGGACCGGUUGAUGCUAGCGAAACUAGCACCCCAGGCCCCGCUGGUGGCUUCACUCCCGUGAACAUGGGUGGCUUUACUGCGGUCAACGGAAAUGCCUUUACCGCUGUCAAUUCGAUAAAGAAAGAAAAUGAACCGACACCAGCGCCAAAUGAGACCCCGCGACCCUCUAGCAGAGGAUCGAAACGUCACCAUAGCGAGAAUAGCGAUAGUCCUUCCAAAGACCCUGGUGCCGAUGGAGAGAAAGAGUCUGGAGAACGCCGCAGCAAGAGAUUAAAGAAGGCGCCUACAGUCGCUGGUUCGAAUAUGAUUUUUCACAGGCCGGCAACCCCAAGACCUGAUCGCCCGAAUAAGACAAAGCCUGGUGAAAAAUGUGAGAAGUGUGGACGAGGUGAUGAUGCAACUUCGCUUCUGCUCUGCGAUGGCUGUGACCAUGGGUAUCAUACCUACUGCUUGGACCCCCCGGUCAAGACGAUACCAGAGAGGGACUGGUAUUGCAAUCGUUGCCUUGUCGGGACUGGAGAGUUUGGAUUUGAAGAUGGCCCUGUCUACUCUCUGAAACAAUUCCAAGAGAAGGCAAAUAAUUUCAAAGAAAACUACUUUGGCUCCAAGAUGACCUACGAUCCGAUUCUGGGUACAAAACGCCAAGUCACCGAAGAUGAUGUCGAGCAAGAAUUCUGGCGUCUUGUCGAAAGCUUACACGAGACUGUCGAAGUCGAGUACGGAGCAGAUAUACACUCUACAACUCAUGGUAGUGGUUUCCCGGCCAUCGAAAAGGAUCCGCUGAAUAAAUAUUCCCACGACCCUUGGAAUCUCAAUAUACUUCCUCUCCAUAACGAAUCUUUAUUCCGACACAUUAAAUCGGAUGUUUCCGGGAUGACAGUACCAUGGCUAUACGUUGGCAUGUGCUUCUCAACAUUCUGUUGGCAUAACGAGGAUCAUUACACAUACUCUGCGAAUUAUCAACACUUUGGGGCUACAAAAACCUGGUAUGGAAUUCCAUGCUCAGAUGCUCUCAAAUUCGAAAACGCGAUGAAAGAGGCGGUUCCUGAGCUGUUUGAACAACAACCCGAUCUUUUAUUCCAGCUCGUGACUUUGCUUACUCCAACGGCAUUAACCAAGGCGGGUGUCAAAGUCUACGCUAUCGACCAACGCGCUGGGCAAUUCGUCAUCACAUUUCCUCAAGCUUACCAUGCCGGAUUUAACCAUGGGUUUAACUUCAACGAGGCUGUAAAUUUUGCGCCACCUGACUGGGAACCCUAUGGUCGAGCUGGUGUCGAGCGUUAUCAUGAAUUCAGAAAGCAACCGGUUUUUUCUCAUGAAGAACUUUUACUAACAGCUGCUGCCAGAGAUAGUUCAAUUAAGACAGCUCUUUGGUUGGCACCUGCCUUGGAAAAGAUCCGAGACGCCGAACUCGAGCGCCGCAGUACUUUGCGUGAACUUGUUCCCGGCAUUACCGAGCAAUUAGUUGAAGGCGACCUUGCGGAAGAGCAGUAUCAAUGUAUAGUCUGCAAGUCAUACUGUUAUCUAUCCCAGGUCAUCUGCGAUUGCACGACAAAUGUCGCAUGCGUCGAACAUCACCAAGAUAUUUGUGACUGCUCAUCGGAUAAACAUAUCCUUCGCCUGAAACACAACGACGAAGCACUAAAGGAGCUGGUGGACAAGGUCAGAGACAAAGCCAACAUGCCGAAGGCAUGGACGGCGAAGUUGCAAAAGUUCAUGUUAGAAUCCCCAAGACCUGCUUUGAAAACUUUGCGAUCUCUUCUAGCUGAAGGGGAGAAGAUUCCAGCGACCAUUCCUGAGCUACCUGCCCUUAAGUCUUUCGUUGAAAGAGCAAAUGAGUGGGUUGAGGAAGCUACCAAUUACAUUUCACGAAAGCAGCAGAAUCGUAGAAAGAAUGAGAAAGUCUGGAGAAAAGGCAAUGCUAAGGCUGCAGAGCUAGAAGAGCGCGAUAAAGAGCUCAGAAAGGUUGAUAACAUUGUGCGACUACUACAGGAGGCCGACCAGCUAUCCUUCGAGGCUCCUGAGAUCGAACAGCUUCGCGAACGAGCUGAAGCAAUCAGCGACUUCCAAGCAAAAGCACGGUAUGCACUUGCGGACGCGCAGCCGAACAGUGGCAUGACCGUCGAACAGUAUGAAGAGCUAGCGGAGGCUGGGAGGUCUUUUAAUGUGGAUUUAGUGGAAACCGAACAACUUGACAAACUCAUCCAGCAGUGUCGUUGGAUCAAAGAAAUUAGAGAUAUGAAGUAUACGGGAAAGGUGGUGACACUCAAGGAGUGCCAAGCUUUGAUUGAUCAAGGGUAUGAGCUUGGAAUGAAGAACGGAGAUGGAGAGCUUCUUGGCUGGCUAGAAGCUGAGCGUAAUGCCGGUCAAUUAUGGUCCAGCAAAGCAAGAGAUGUCAUGUCUCAGGAACCAAUCCAUUACGCCCAGCUUGACUCUCUAUCUAGAAUGGCUCAGCUACAUCCUUACGAGCAGGAGAUUCUCGAUCAAGUUGACCAGAUUCUGAAUAAGCAACGCGAGGCUCAGCGUCAAGUUCAGAACUUGGUUGAGAAGGCAAAAUCAGUACGGUUCCACCAACGCCCCCAUUACAAAGAUGCGCGGGACGUUAUGGACUCACUCACCGCUGGUCAAGUCAAACCUGCCGGAACAAUCGACCUUGAAAAGGAACUGAAACGACACGAGGACUGGAUGAGACGUGGAAAGAAGCUGUUCGGCAAAGCAAAUGCCCCUCUUCAUAUUCUGCUCAGCCACAUGCUAUAUGUUGAAGGGCGGAAUAACGCCUGCUUCGCACUCGAGGACCGUCCUCGUACCCCCGUUGAACCCUCGUCUCGGGAGCAAAGUCCUGAUCCAAACUCUACGGCUCCAUCUUUUGGCGUGGAAUCUUCAAAGGCGGGACGUUUACGCGAAAUAUUCUGCAUCUGUCGUCAGCCUGAGGCCGGUAUGAUGAUUGAGUGUGAGAUUUGUCAUGAAUGGUACCACGGGAAGUGCUUGAAGAUCGCGCGGGGGAAAGUUAAAGAGGAGGACAAGUAUACGUGUCCAAUCUGCGACCAUCGGGUUAAGAUCCCGAGGGACGCUGCUCGGCCAAAGCUUGAAGACCUCCAGGCGUGGGAGUCGGAAAUAAUGGAGUUACCUUUUCAACCGGAGGAACAGGCCUGUCUUACGCGGAUAAUUUCCGUUUCUCAAAAAUUCAGAGACCACCUUCAUCCAUUUUGCCAAAAUGCUUUUGGAUUAACAAGUGCGGAGGUUCCGACAAUGAGGUUUUAUCUACGCAAGAUCGAAGGCGCAGAGGUUCUGUUAGCACAAGAGCAUAAUUUCCUACGUGCUGAACUGCAUCGGUGGAUGCCGAUUGCACCUGAUCCGCCACCAAUCUUGUCAGCUUCACUUUCUACUCGCAAGCCGAGGCCUACAAAACAGCAGAAGCUUAUGAUGUCUCUCGGAAUAGAAAACCCAGAAGAGCUUCCUGUUCAAUUACGUACUAAAGCUCACCAGUUCAAGAAAGCUAAAGAUAUUACCCAGAAGACCCCGACGAAUAUCAAACCCGCGCCUCGCCUUGGAUCACCGGGAUCCUCCACCUCUCCAUCCACCAUCCAUCACCCUCAAUUCGAUUAUAGCAGCAGCGGGUACGAAAUAGAACAAGAAUCACCUCCGUUCCGCCCCGGGCUUCACGACAGUAUAGAGCCAGGGCAUGGCAUUCGAGGUCGCGCCCUGGAUACCCUUCUUUUCAACUCUCCUCCUCCAGUCUCUUUUAUCUCCGGGCGACUUCAUCCAGAUGUCGAACAUGUCCCAUCCACUGCAAAUCAAAUACAGGAAAUGAGCACGAUGUUCGAGUUUGACGCCGCAUCAGCAAAUCAAGAACCCAGUGAUGUAUUAAUGAAGGAUAUCUCCGGUGCUAUGGCACAAUCUGAAGAGGCAGAACGUGUCGCCUUGGCACAACAGGCGGCAAAUGAGGCGCUUACUUUACAGCAAUUCUCGACACUCCAUGACGAUGACCGAGACAACGAACCCGGCCCCGGGCCUGCUCCGAGUAGUGUUGCUGGAGAGGCGAAACAAUAG
Orbilia oligospora ATCC 24927 is the source of this 5082-nucleotide messenger RNA. RefSeq lists its product as uncharacterized. The transcript has 6 exons. The coding region runs from base 1 to 5082 and encodes 1693 amino acids. Gene Ontology annotation, molecular function: DNA binding; histone demethylase activity. The record is from RefSeq and is a predicted model, not a curated record. Gene Ontology annotation, cellular component: nucleus. Gene Ontology annotation, biological process: chromatin remodeling. Lineage: Eukaryota; Fungi; Ascomycota; Orbiliomycetes; Orbiliales; Orbiliaceae.